CCUCUCUAAACCCUUUUGUCUCCUCCUCCAUAUUUCAAAAUCCCAAAAAAUAUACAAAAUUUUCAAAAAUUCGGUAGUUUUCUUUUCUUAAUCGAAGCCCGUGCUUUUUGGUUAGGGUUUCUGAUUUUCCUUUUUGUUAACGAGAAAUGGCAGCGCCUACGAAGAAAUCUCAGAAGAAAAAAUCCAAAGGAGGGAAACCAAAGUUCAAUAAAGCGUCCAAUAAACAGUUUAAAGUGAGGAAGGAUUCAAACGACGCCGUUAAGUCUGAGGCAGUCGCUUUGCAGCUCGAAGAUGAUGUCCCUGACUUCCCUAGAGGCGGGGGAAGUUCUUUGAGCAAACGAGAACGUGAUGAAAUCCGAGCUGAAGUAGAUGCGGAAUUUGAGGGAGAGGAGCGGUCAUUAAAGAAGAAUGAGAGGAAGACGUUGCGGAAGAAGAGCCAGGUCAUGCCGGAUGACUUGGGUUCACUUUUUGGUGAUGGCAUUACCGGCAAGUUACCUAGAUAUGCCAACAAAAUAACUCUGAAGAAUAUUUCUCCUGGAAUGAAGCUCUGGGGAGUUGUUGCUGAGGUAAAUGAGAAGGACCUUGUAAUUAGUCUUCCAGGGGGCUUACGUGGUUUAGUUCGUGCAGCUGAUGCACUUGAUUCUAUUCUCAGUAAUGAAGUUGAGAAUAAUGAAGGGAAUUUCCUCACAAAUAUAUUCUACACCGGGCAGCUGGUUUCUUGCGUAGUGCUGCAGUUGGAUGAUGAUAAGAAGGAGACUGGCAAAAGAAAGAUAUGGCUUUCCUUGCUUCUCUCUUUAUUGCACAAAGGCUUCACCUUGGAUGCUGUUCAAGAAGGGAUGGUUCUCACUGCAUAUGUGAAAAGCAUUGAAGAUCAUGGUUACAUUCUUCACUUUGGAUUGUCUUCAUUCAUGGGGUUUUUACCAAAAGAUGGCGAAGCCGAAAUCACGGACAUCAAAGUGAGGACUGGGCAAUUCUUACAAGGGGUUGUUAGGCGCAUUGAUAAAAACCGCAAAGUUGUUUAUUUGAGUUCUAAUCCAGAUACUGUGUCUAAAUGUGUAACCAAGGAUCUUAAGGGCAUUUCAAUUGAUCUUCUUAUUCCAGGCAUGUUGGUUAAUGCUUCUGUUCGGUCGAUCCUUGAGAAUGGGAUCAUGUUAUCAUUCCUUACAUACUUUACUGGAACCGUUGAUAUGUUUCAUUUACAAAAUAAAUUCCCAACUAAGGACUGGAAGGAUGAUUACAAUCAAAACAAGAAGAUUAAUGCUCGGAUACUGUUUAUUGAUCCCUCAACUAGAGCAGUGGGCUUGACCCUGAAUCCUCAUCUUGUUCACAACAAAGCUCCUCCUUCGCAUGUUAACAUUGGAGAGAUUUAUGACCAGUCAAAAGUGGUCAGGGUUGAUAGAGGCUUAGGUCUUCUGCUUGACAUCCCAUCUAAACCAGUGUCAACUCCAGCCUAUGUGAAUAUAUCUGAUGUGGCUGAAGAGGAAGUCCGGAAGCUAGAAAAGAAGUUCAAGGAAGGCAGCCAAGUUCGUGUUCGAAUUCUUGGAUUCAGGCACUUGGAAGGGCUUGCCACUGGUAUUUUAAAGGCCAGUGCAUUUGAAGGGCAAGUGUUCACUCACUCAGAUGUGAAGCCUGGGAUGGUGAUAAGAGCUAAAGUCAUUGCGCUUGACAGCUUCGGUGCCAUUGUACAAUUUCCCGGUGGUGUAAAGGCACUAUGUCCCAUUCGUCAUAUGUCUGAAUUUGAAAUUGUGAGACCUGGAAAAAAGUUUAAGGUUGGAGCUGAAUUGGUCUUCCGGGUGCUUGGUUGCAAGUCGAAGAGAAUAACUGUUACUCACAAGAAAACUCUAGUGAAAUCUAAACUUGGGAUUAUUAGUUCUUAUGCUGAUGCAACUGAGGGAUUUAUAACGCAUGGCUGGAUAACUAAGAUUGAAAAGCAUGGAUGCUUCGUCCGGUUUUACAAUGGAGUCCAAGGAUUUGCACCCAGAUCUGAACUUGGCUUAGGACCAGGAUAUGAUCCAAGUUCAAUGUAUCAUGUGGGACAAGUUAUUAAAUGCAGAGUUUCCAGUUCUACCCCUGCUUCACGGCGUAUCAAUCUUAGUUUCCAGAUGAAGCCUGUGAGGGUUUCUGAAGAUGAUUUGGUCAAGUUGGGUAGUAUUGUUUCGGGAGUAAUUGACAGUUUUACCCCUUCUGCAGUAGUUAUACAUGUUAACUCAAAAGCUCACUUGAAGGGUACAAUUUCUAAUGAACAUUUGGCAGAUAAUCAUGAGUCUGCUGCCUUGUUGAAGUCAGUCUUGAAGCCAGGAUAUAAGUUUGAUCAACUGCUGGUUCUAGAUAUUGAGGGCAACAACAUCUUACUCUCUGCUAAAUACUCUCUCACAAGUUUGGCUGAACAACUGCCAUCUGAUGUCAGUCAGGUCCACCCUAACUCAGUGGUCCAUGGUUAUGUUUGUAAUUUGAUUGAAACUGGCUGCUUUGUCCGCUUUCUUGGGCGUUUGACUGGUUUCUCACCCCGAAGCAAGUCAACGGAUGACCAUAAAGCUGAUCUAUCAGGAGCCUUUUAUGUCGGUCAAUCUGUUCGCAGUAACAUACUCGAUGUAAAUAGUGAAACAGCAAGAAUAACACUUUCUUUGAAGCAGUCAUCAUGUUGUUCAACUGAUGCUAGCUUUAUUCAAGAAUACUUUCUUUUGGAAGAGAAGAUUGCUAAGCUGCAAUCAUUGGACUCUGAUGGAUCUGAGUUGAAGUGGGUUGAAGGAUUUAAUGUUGGCAGUGUUAUUGAGGGCAAAAUUGGAGAGACAAAGGAUAUUGGAGUGGUUGUCAGCUUUGACAAAUACAAUGAUGUUUUAGGCUUUGUCACACAUUAUCAAUUAGGUGGACUUACUUUGGAAACAGGAUCCAUUGUUCAAGCUGCAGUUCUUGAUGUUGCCAAGGCAGAACGCCUUGUUGAUUUAUCCUUAAAGCCCGAGUUUGUUGAUAAAUCUCGAGAGGAAAGUUCUAAAGGCCAAAUUCAAAAGAAGAAGCGCAAAAGAGAAGCUUCCAAGGACUUGGAGGUGCACCAGACAGUAAAUGCAGUUGUGGAGAUUGUGAAAGAGCAUUAUUUGGUUCUUGCAAUUCCAGAGUAUAACUAUGCCAUAGGGUAUGCAUCAAAAGCAGAUUACAAUACACAGAAGUUUCCUCAGAAACAAUAUGUGAAUGGGCAGAGGGUUAUUGCCACUGUUAUGGCUCUUCCAAGCCCUGCAACUUCAGGAAGGUUGCUUUUGCUUCUUAAUUCUAUUAGUGAGGUUACUGAGACAUCCAGUUCGAAAAGGGCCAAAAAGAAGUCUAGCUAUAGUGUGGGAUCCUUGGUUUCAGCAGAGGUUACUGAAAUUAUGCCACUUGAAUUGAGAUUGAAAUUUGGCAUAGGUUUCCGUGGACGAGUUCAUAUAACAGAGGUGAAUGAUGAUAAUGUUCUUGAAAAUCCUUUUGCGAACUUCAAAAUUGGGCAGACAAUCACUGCAAGGGUUGUGGGAAAGGCUAAUCAGAAAGGAUAUCUUUGGGAUUUGUCUAUCAAACCUACAAUGCUUGCUGGUGUCAAUUCUACAAAUGAUGAAUGCAAUUUUUCAACUGGGCAACUUGUCACUGGUUAUGUUUACAAAAUGGACACUGAAUGGGCCCGGUUAACCAUAUCUCGUCAUGUGAAAGCUCAUCUAUAUAUUCUUGAUAGUGCAUGUGAACCUAAUGAACUUCAGCAGUUCCAGGAACGCUUCAAAGUUGGGAAGGCUGUUUCUGGUCAUGUUUUAAAUGUUAACAAGGACAAAAAGCUGUUACGAUUGGUCCGACAUCCUCUAGGUGCUCUUUCUAUUCGAAAUGUUCAUGGUGAAGAUAAAAGGACAGGUGAAUCAGAUUAUAAGAUUUCUGGUGAGAGUGUGACAGCUCGUAUUCAUGAAGGAGAUAUCUUAGGUGGUAGAAUUUCCAAAAUAAUUCCUGGUGUAGGUGGAUUGCUUGUGCAAAUAGGUCCUCACACUUUUGGUAGGGUUCAUUUUACUGAACUGAAGGACACAUGGGAAUCUGACCCAUUACUUGGAUAUUAUGAGGGGCAAUUUGUUAAGUGCAAAGUCCUAGAAAUCAGCCACUCAGUCAAGGGAACUAUUCACAUUGAUUUAUCAUUACGUUUAUCUUUGGAUGGCAUGCUUCCCAACAAUCCUUCAGAACUCUGCAGUGAUGUGGACUCUACGAGCAAGCGUGUGGAAAAAAUUGAGGAUCUUUAUCCCAAUAUGGCCAUACAGGGUUAUGUUAAAAAUAUGAUCCCAAAAGGAUGUUUUAUUCUGCUUUCAAGGAAACUAGAUGCAAAAAUUCUUCUAUCAAAUUUGUCUGAUGGCUAUAUUGAUGACCCAAAAAAGGAAUUCCCCAUUGGAAAGCUUGUAGCUGGAAGGGUGUUAGCAGUCGAACCUUUGUCAAAACGAGUUGAAGUUACCUUAAAAAAAUCAAAUACUUAUGGCACAUCAAAAUCUGAAAUUAAUGAUUUUAGUAGCCUGCAUGUUGGAGAUAUAGUUUCAGGCAGGAUCAGGCGUGUGGAGUCAUAUGGUUUGUUUGUCACGCUUGACCACACAAACAUGGUUGGAUUGUGCCAUGUCUCAGAGCUUUCAGAUGAUCACGUUGAUAACAUCCAAACUAAAUACAGAGCAGGGGAAAAGGUUACAGCAAAGAUAUUAAAGUUGGAUGAAGAAAGACACCGGAUUUCCCUUGGUAUGAAAAAUUCAUAUCUUACUGAUGAUAUUGAUAUCCAAAUACCCUCAAAUGAAGAGUCUGAUGAAGACGUUGAAGAGACAGAUGACGCAAGAUCAAUAAUGUUGACAGACAGCACUCUUGGGAUGGAUAUUGAGUAUGAAAAUGGAGCAAACUCUAUUCUUGCUCAAGCAGAAUCAAGAGCUUCGAUUCCUCCACUUCAGGUCACUCUUGAUGACAUUGAGCACUCUGAUAUGGAUAUUUUAAUUAGUCAAAAUCAAGCAAAUAGUAAUGAGGCAGUCACCGGUGAUGAGAAGAACAAGAGACAAGCAAAAAAGAGAGCAAAUGAAGAUAGGGAGCAGGAAAUUAUAGCUGCUGAGGAAAGACAAUUGGAGAUGGAUGUACCAAGAACUGCUGAUGAAUUUGAGAAACUUGUUAGAAGUUCUCCUAAUAGCAGUUUUGUCUGGAUAAAAUACAUGGCUUUCAUGCUCAAUUCAGCUGAUAUUGAGAAAGCCCGUGCUAUUGCUGAAAGGGCUUUGAGGACAAUAAACAUUCGAGAAGAGAAUGAGAAGCUAAAUAUCUGGGUGGCUUACUUUAAUCUGGAGAAUCAAUAUGGGAAUCCUCCAGAGGAAGCUGUGCAAAAAAUUUUUCAAAGGGCAUUGCAGUAUUGUGAUCCCAAAAAGGUACAUUUAGCACUUUUGGGCAUGUACGAGAGGACAGAGCAACAUAAGUUGGCCGAUGAGCUACUUGACAAAAUGACCAAGAAGUUUAAGCACUCGUGCAAGGUUUGGUUGAGGCGGGUGCAGAUGUUGUUGAUGCAACAGCAGGAUGGGGUUCAAUCGGUUGUAAACCGUGCUUUAUUAUGUCUUCCACGCCAUAAGCACAUUAAGUUUAUUUCACAGACAGCUAUACUUGAGUUCAUCGGGGUUCCUGAUAGAGGGAGAUCUAUGUUUGAGGGAAUUUUAAGGGAGUACCCAAAGAGAACAGAUUUGUGGAGCAUUUAUCUUGAUCAAGAGAUUCGACUUGGAGAUGAAGAUGUGAUCCGUGCUCUGUUUGAGAGGGCAAUUAGCUUGAGCUUACCAGCCAAAAAGAUGAAAUUCUUAUUCAAGAAGUAUCUCGAUUAUGAGAAAUCUCUUGGUGACUUGGAAAGAAUUAAAUCCGUUAAACAGAAGGCAAUGGAUUAUGUCGAAAGUACACUAACUUGAUUGUUAUUGGGACUCCGAUGUUGAGUGACGACAGAAGUAGUUAUCUUACCCUCGACUGUGCAAAAGAGUUAAUCUGGAAGAGAGGUGUCAACAAUUAUUCAGAAUUUGAUGGGAGCGAAGAUGAGUGAUGUUGGCCCAGCUGCAUUGCCUUGGGAGCACCGGGGAUAUGAAGGACAAUUGCAUUGAGGUGUGUUAUGAGCUGAAAAUGCCUUUCAGAGUGGCCUCUGAAGCCAUUCUGCUUCUUUUUGUGUUUUCAUAUAUAUAUAUAUAUAUUAAGUGCUUUUACAGGAAAUGGGAGGAAUUUUUCCAGAAAUGUGGAGGUCCACUUCAACCCUCCUCCCUAUUUAUUCAACCAAACUUUUUUUUUUUUUGAAAGAUGAGUUUUUAUUAAUGAUAAACUGGAAUGCCGUGGGGAGUCUUCAACGUUGAGAUUUGAAGACUCUUAUUGGCAUGGAAGCUAUCAUGAGAAGAACUUAUUUUGAACAA
Messenger RNA from Theobroma umbraticum, 6389 nucleotides. Its product is annotated as RIBOSOMAL RNA PROCESSING 5. NCBI's taxonomy places the organism in Eukaryota, Viridiplantae, Streptophyta, Magnoliopsida, Malvales, Malvaceae. Gene Ontology annotation, biological process: rRNA processing. The record is from RefSeq and is a predicted model, not a curated record. Gene Ontology annotation, molecular function: protein binding; RNA binding. Gene Ontology annotation, cellular component: nucleolus; small-subunit processome.